Molecule: messenger RNA, 921 nt
Organism: Eptesicus fuscus (big brown bat)
Lineage: Eukaryota; Metazoa; Chordata; Mammalia; Chiroptera; Vespertilionidae
Product: olfactory receptor 13H1
Biological process (GO): G protein-coupled receptor signaling pathway
Cellular component (GO): membrane
Molecular function (GO): G protein-coupled receptor activity; olfactory receptor activity
Source: RefSeq, a predicted model, not a curated record
AUGGCCAUGAACAAUGCUACAGCAGUGCUUGAGUUUCUCCUUAUUGGAUUCUCGAAUUAUCCUGAGUGGUGAGUCCCAUUUUUCACGUUGGUUCUAAUAACUUACCUCAGUACAUUGUUUGGAAAUGCUUUUAUCAUUCUUAUCCAUUUUGACCCACACCUCCACACUCCAAUGUACUUCUUCCUUAGUAACCUGUCUUUCUCAGACCUUUGCUAUGGAACAGUCUCCAUGCCCCAGGCCUUGUUGCAUUGUUUUUCUACACAUCUAUACCUCUCUUACCCAAGAUGUUUGACCCAAAAGAGUGUCUCUUUGUUCUUGGCUACAGCAGAGUGCCUCCUACUUGCUGUGAUGGCCUAUGAUCGUGUGGUUGCUAUCAGCAAUCCCCUGCACUACUCUAUGGUCAUGAAUGGCCCAUGUGUCUGGCUGGCUGCUACCUCAUGGGGGGCAUCACUUGUGCUCAUUGCCAUGGUCACCUUAUCUCUACAUCUUCACUUCUGUGGCACUGUCAUUAAUCAUUUUGUCUGUGAGAUUCUCUCCCUCUUCAAGUUGGCCUGUUCUGAUACCAAUCUCGAUGAACUUAUGAUCCUCAUCACAGGUAUCUUCACCCUGCUGCCACCCUUUGGGUUUAUUCUCCUCUCCUAUGUCCAAAUUAAAAUUGCCUCUGCUGUCUUAAAAAUUCACUCAGCCCAGGGUAGGCUCAAGGUGUCUACCUGUGGUUCUCAUUUGACUGUGGUGACAAUCUUCUAUGGGGCAGCCAUCUCCAUGUAUAUGAAACAGCAAUCCAAGUUAUCCCCUGACUUAGACAAGUUUAUAUCAGUGUUUUAUGGGGCAUUGACACCCAUGCUGAACCCUCUAGUAUAUAGCGUGAGAAACAAAGAUGUUAAAGAGGCACUAAGAAAAGUUAUGGUAAAAAGAAAAUAA